UGCAGAAAAUAUAAAUUUAAAUUAAACUUAAAAACAAUGUCAACACGUCAAAGACAUAGUACUGGGAAUUUAAAUACUGAAGGUUUGAAUUCUAAUAAAGAAACGCCCAAGAAAGGCAUUUUAAAAAGAAGACCACACACAUUUCAUCAAACCAAACCAACAUCCAGCGGUCUUUUACCUUUACUUUUAAAACCAAUUGAAAAAAAGAGUAAAGUGUCUAAAAAUAAAGAAGAUCAAAUAAAAGACAAGAAAAAAGAUGGAAAUAUUCCUGAAACUUGUUCGGAGGAGAAAAUGCAAGAAAAUAUUUUAGAGGCCCAAUUAAUACAAAAAAUACCUCAACGGGUUGAAUUUGCUGAAAUGAAUGCUGUUUUUGGUGGAUCAGUAGAGACUGAAGGAGGUGUAAAUAAAAGUUUUGAUAGUGUUAAUGAAGUUGAAAAAACUUAUACCUCAAAAAACCAAAAAUUAGAGGAGCCAGAAGUGAAGGAAAAAGAGGAGGAAAUUUUGCCUAAACAAAAAAGAAAAACGGAAGGGAAAAAGCCACCAGAAGCUAUUGUUUCGCCAUUAAUAAGACAAAAGCAAAUAAAAGAAACAACAUUUCCACCUCCUCCUACAACGCCUCAGGAACAGCCUUCUUCAUCUAGUAGGGGAGAGGAGGAUAAAGGCAUCGAUCCCAGUGUUGUUUCACAAAUUGUAGGGAAUUGGUGGUUUGGGGAGCGGUCUGAAUCUAAGGAACAGCAGCAAACACAGGCUGGUCAUGAAGACAGUGAUUCUCUCAAAAAGGAAUUAAGACGUGCCCAACUUGCUUGCAAAGAGAAAGAGCGCCAUUUAGGCCAGUUACGUGAAAGACUUGCUGAAAUUGAAACAAUUGUUUCGUCUGGAAGGAGUGCACAACUUGCAUAUUGUGCGCAAUUAAGCCAACGAUUGUCAGAAAGGGAACAGGAAUUUGUUACUGAAAUGGAUGGACUUAUAGCAAGUCAUGAACAUCGUGUUAGACAAUUAGUGCAAGAAAUUGUUGAUUUAAGGGCUGAAUUGGCUAGGAAAGAUAAAGCCCUAUUGGCUUAUGAACAACUUUCCCAUCAAGAACAAUCAACUCAAACAGAUAAUAUAAUUAUCACAGAAGAUUCUACAUCAAUUAAUGGGUUUGUAGGGCAACAAGAAAAUGAUGGGAAAUUAUUAGAAAAUAAAAUAGAAGUAAGUAGGUCUCCAACAACUGAUUCUAUUAGAUCAGUAACACAACCUCAAAUUAUUCAAGCACCUAAUAAAGCCUCAGUUGUUCAAAUAGGAGCUGAAGUUUUGGCAACUUUAGAAGCUUAUCGUGCAGAAACAGCUGUUUGGAGAACUCGUUGUGCCAAUUUAGAAUUAAUCAUGCAGGAUUUACUUUUGCGAGAGGGGGCGAGAAGGGUAUCUGAAAGUGGGGGAGGAACAGCUAUUGGAAGUGCUCUUUUUAUUAAUGUAGGAGAGGAUAAUGAGCAAUUUGUGGAGGCCGAAGAAAAUCCAGAAAAUAAAAAUAAACAACAAAGUAAUAGCCGUCAUCCAACAUUAGAAAGGCAGCAAACUCUAGUUUUAAGAAAACAAAGUUCUCCUGUUGAAUGUCAAAUUUCUGGGUGUGUAGAACUUCGAAAAAAAUUAAACGAACAAACAGAAGAGAUAAAUAAAAUGUUGGAAGAAAUAACAGAAAUAAAUAAAAACAAAUUGGAGGCGGAAAAUAAAUUUAAAAAUAUUGAAGUAAAUAAUGAAAAAAUGGUUAAAGAAUAUGAAGAAUUGGCUGAAUUAGCUGAAAGGAGAGGGAAUGAUGCCAAGGCUAUUAAAUUAAGUUUACAACAAGUACAGUCAGAAAGAGACCAUUUGGAACAAGCGCUUGCUUAUCUAGAAAGACGAUGUUAUGCUUUGGAACAAUUAGGAUUAGAAAAUGGAAUUGUUUUGGCAAAUGAACCGCCCCUUCCUGAAGGAAUAAAGAAAAGUUUAACUAGACAGGAACUUGAAUUUACAGUGAGAGAAUCUCAGGGAACUCAAACAGCUCUAACUGUUGAUGAUUUGGGGAUUAACGAGAAAACUAUGGAUGAAUUGCAAAUUAGAAUAAGGGUAAUGCAAAGCACAUUUGCUGAGGACCGAGCACAUAUGGGAGAACAAUUAGCGGAUAUCGAAAGAAUUCUUUUACUCAAAACAGAAUUAACAAAUACAUUAGCUAGUCAAUUAGAUGAGGCUGCAAAGAGAUCAAAAGUAGAAGAUGAUAGUCACCAGUUUGAAAGGGAUUUGUUUCGAAGGAGAAUAGAAGAGUUGGGCAGGAUUGCAGAACGAGUGCCCAUCCUUGAAUCAGAGAUUGAAAAAGCGCUAAGUGAAAAAAGCAAAUGCGAGCUUCGUUUAAGAGAUGUAGAAGAACGUUUGGAUGAUACAAUGGAAAAAUCAUUGGAAAAUGCAUUGAAGAGGGAAAAGGCUCAAGAAUGUUAUUGGACAGAAAGAAUGGAUGCUGUUGGUCGAGAAAGAAGAGAAAUAGCUGCUCAACUCGAACAUGAAAGACGUCGAGCUGCAGAUGAAAGGCUUAAAUGGGCGUUGGAAAGGGCUGAUUUAGAAAGGCGCCUUACUUCAGCUAUUGAACAUGCUGAACAGCUUUUUUCCAAAUUAAAUUGCCCUAAAAGAGAUGUCCAAAUCGAAGUUCGUCCACGAACUUCAAAUAAAUAUGUCUUCUGUAGACCUAAUCAGAGGGAUCAGCAAGUUGAUAAUGCUGAUUUGAGAGAUGAACAAUUAGAAGAACUUGUGGAUGAGAGAGUGGCUGCUUUUGCUGCUGAACUUGUUGAGAAGCAUCAACAACGCCGCAAAACAUUAACUCAACAGACCACAACACCCAGUACUGGAAUCGGCGCCCCAGACUUUUUAACAAUAGCUUUUCAACGAAAAGGAGGACUUGUCGAAUUUGGAGGUUCAAUUCCUUUAGGAAAACUACAGGGCCAACAACAACAGCCCUUUUCUUCUACAAAUUCAAUUUCUAUUGCUUCAUUACCUACAAAUUUGGGUUAUAAUUCUGAUUUAAAUAGACGGUCUUUUGGGGAUGAAAAAGGGUUUAAAUCGUGUGAAAAGUUGGAAGAGUGGGAAGAGGAGGAGACAGACGAAGAAAGUAUUCCUAGACAUCUUUCUCUUCCCUACAAUCGUCUGGGAGGGUCAACCAAAUCUAUCCUGCGCUCUCAUUCUGCCCCUAGAAGACAAGAAGUCGAGCAUAGUAGGAAACAACAUGAUAAACAACAAUUAGAAGAGGAUGAGACUCAAUUCGGGGUUGCUGACAAAUUAAAAGAACGAGUUACAUUUAUGUGUAGAAAAGCAAGUCAAAACGGAGAAAGGAUAAAUAAAGAAGAAUUAUUUGACCAAUUAAAUUCUUGGCUUGAAGCACUAGCAGAAAACGAAAAACAUUGUUAUGAACUAAAAAAUCAAAAUUUGGCACUUAAACGAACAAAUUGUGAAAUUAGAGGGAAAUUAAAGGAAGCGGAAUUGGAACUUUGGAUUUACAGAACAGAACCUAGAAGGGAGGCGAAAAUAGGGAAUGAUUAUAUAAAUAAAGGAAAAUGGAAGAGAAGUUGUAGUGCCGAACAAAUUGGGCAUAAUGGACCUCCAUUGUUACGUGCUCAACAAUUAAAGAAGUGGAAAGAGGUUGCCGGAACGUGUUUUAGAGAGGUAUUGUAUUAA
Messenger RNA from Meloidogyne enterolobii, 3675 nucleotides. Lineage: Eukaryota; Metazoa; Nematoda; Chromadorea; Rhabditida; Meloidogynidae. The record is from the annotation of a GenBank genome assembly.